GUAGCCACACUGCCACCUUCAGUCCCUCCCUUCACAGCAUCCUCGCCUUGCUCUCGAAUGCUCACCAGCAGUUAGGCGGGAGUGACCCCUGCGCUUCUGCCAACCACAGGCCUGUUGGGUUUAAAGAAAAGAGAAAAACUCAAAGUCACAGCAUUAAACGGUUGCCUUGAGGAAGCUGAGCGGAGACCUGUGAAAAGAUGAACGGACCGGUGGAUGGCUUGUAUGACAGCUCUCUCAGUGAAGAAGGGGCCUUCAUGUUCACCUCGGAAUCCGUAGGAGAGGGGCACCCUGAUAAGAUCUGUGACCAGAUCAGCGACGCGGUGCUGGAUGCCCACCUCCAGCAGGACCCCAAUGCCAAGGUGGCCUGUGAGACAGUGUGCAAGACGGGCAUGGUGCUGCUGUGUGGGGAGAUCACCUCCAUGGCCAUGGUGGACUACCAGCGGGUGGUGCGAGACACCAUCAAGCACAUUGGCUACGACGACUCUGCCAAGGGCUUUGACUUCAAGACCUGCAAUGUGCUCGUGGCACUGGAGCAGCAGUCCCCAGACAUCGCCCAGGGCGUCCAUCUGGACAGAAACGAAGAGGACGUCGGUGCUGGAGACCAGGGCUUGAUGUUCGGCUACGCCACCGACGAGACGGAGGAGUGCAUGCCCCUCACCAUCAUCCUUGCUCACAAACUCAACGCCCGGAUGGCAGAGCUGAGGCGCUCGGGGGUGCUCCCCUGGCUCAGGCCCGACUCGAAGACUCAGGUGACAGUGCAGUACAUGCAGGACAACGGCGCGGUCAUCCCCAUGCGCGUCCACACCAUCGUCAUCUCUGUGCAGCACAAUGAGGACAUCACGCUGGAGGACAUGCGCAAGGCCCUGCAGGAGCAGGUGAUCGGGGCCGUGGUGCCCGCCAAGUACCUGGACAAAGACACCAUCUACCACCUGCAGCCCAGCGGGCGCUUUGUCAUCGGCGGUCCCCAGGGGGAUGCGGGCGUCACUGGCCGGAAGAUUAUCGUGGACACCUACGGCGGCUGGGGGGCGCACGGUGGCGGGGCCUUCUCUGGGAAGGACUACACCAAGGUGGACCGCUCGGCGGCUUACGCUGCCCGCUGGGUGGCCAAGUCCCUGGUGAAAGCAGGGCUGUGCCGGAGAGUGCUUGUGCAGGUUUCCUACGCCAUCGGUGUGGCCGCGCCACUGUCCAUUUCCAUCUUCACCUAUGGAACCUCGCAGAAGACCGAGAGAGAGCUGCUGGACGUGGUGAACAAGAACUUCGACCUCCGGCCUGGCGUCAUCGUCAGGGACUUGGAUUUGAAGAAGCCCAUCUACCAGAAGACCGCGUGCUAUGGCCACUUUGGAAGAAGCGAGUUCCCGUGGGAGGUUCCCAAGAAGCUUGUGUUUUAGAGCCAGGAGCUGGCCUGGCCCCGGAGGCAUCUGGGCGGCCGCGUUCCUCUGUUCCCGGACCCCAGCUCCCAGGUCUCCCAGACCGAAGGCGCUGCGUGUGGCCAAGAGGGUGCCUUUCCCCACGCUCCCUCCUGGUCCUUGGACUUAGCCCUGUUCGUCAUCAUCACGAAUGGCAGGAAGCAGGCAGCUUCCCGGUGCUGAGGACAGUCAACGGGGUUCCCCUACCUCUUCCUCAGACUAAGGCAAUGCUCAUUUAGUAGAAAAACCAUCCCUCCAGGAGUUAAUCCCCGCCCUCGCCCCUCCACCCACCCCAGCCCAGGCCCUGACUGGCUCCUGCUCACUGUCUUCUGACGGGAGCCAAGGUCAGUGAAUCUCCCAGCUCUCCGGCCAGCGCCCUGAGCUAGGGUCCCCUGCCCCCUGGCCAGGCUGUGGCAGGCACAGGGCAGGGCUGACAUGGUCUGAGCUAACUAAGCACUAGUACCAUCUCUUCCUCAGUCCACGUGCUAGGAAGCACCUUUGUCACCUUGUUUAUAAGCGGGGAGAUGACACACAGACCAUCCGGGGAGCUUUCACAUGGUCCCACAGCCACAGUGUCAGGGCCUGGGCCCCACCCCCAAACUCGUUCCAGAGCCAGGUCUGAGCCGUGGGGACACAGAGUGCAGCGAGGCUGGGCCUUUGGCCUACUGACUCGAGGUUGCUGCGAAUCAGGGGAUUAGCCACCGGCUCUUGGGGAGCCCUGGGCAAUGACCUGCAAAGUCAGGGCAGAAACAAAGCAGUUCCAUUUGCCUCAUUGAUACCAGGAGACGGUUCAGGGUGAGCUGGCUGGGCUGGAGCCUGGAGUUAAGAGGCAACCAUAUAACCCAGCCCCUGAUGCUCAGGCUCAGGCAGGGCUGGGCUGUGUGGGCCUCGGGUCAGUGGCCCGAUUCCAGUCCAGUCCCAAGUCCCACAUGUCUCAUAUUCAGUGUGACCUCGGGGGCAGGACUUGAAGCCCAGUGGUGGACAAGUUGGCCGAGAUGUCAUGGGAGAUUCCGUGUUGUCAGGUGGCUUCUGGGGCGGCAGGUCCACUCCCGAGGAACCCAAGGCGUCCUCAGUGCGACAGGGUCUUAGAAGUUGUCUGCUCACCUGCCUCUCCAUCCAUGGCCAGUACCCCCCACCCACCCGUGCUCAGCCUGGGCCUCUGGCACCACCCACCCACCUGUCCUCAGCCUGGGCCUCUACCUUCAUCCCAGCUCCCAGACCACAGGCUCAGGGAGGGCCUCCACGGGGACCGGGCUCCUAUCCGGGCACACGGAGCUGGCUCUGGUGGGGCAGCAGCCGGAUGCCUCACGUGGCACGGACAGCCUGCUCCUGGGCUCUGGGCCUGACCCAAGACCCCAGGGCUUCUCUUCCCACAGGGAAAGGGCACUCCAGGGCAGGAGCAGAGCCCCAGUUACCCCCAACCCCAGAGCUUGUGGGGCCACAGGGAGCUCUGCUCCCCCAUUCCCCGAAAGCUGCAGGUGCUGUUCAGGAGAGGGAGGCGCACUUUGCAGGUGGCGGAGUUCCUCUAACUCGGGUAAUAUUUGAAGUGAAAAUUGGAAUUUUAUACCUUCCUCACCCCUGGAGGAGCAAGAUCUUCUUUUUCUCUGUUGUUUAUACAGAGCCUAUGGGCUCCUGCUGGGCAGUGAAUAAAGACCAGCAGAGCAACUCUCUACACUUAGUCGUUUUUGUCUGCAAAGCCUCUGAAACCUCCCCUCCGAGUGGCGUCACCUGGUUCCCCCAUGGCUCAGCAAAGUGGGGGUCCCCCCUUGGCAGUCCCCUAAAGUGGGCCUUCAGCUAUUGGGCACAUGGCGCCCGUCCAGCACGGAUUGACGUUUCCUCACCCACCAGCUGCUAUGUUGUCACUGCACUGCCAUAGUCACUCUGUACCACGGGCCACCCAGGCACACGGCCGAGGAAACCACGUGCCACGGGGAGAACCUGAGGCCCAAGGAGGGUUGGAAAUGUGCCCAACCUCAGAUCGCCAGGCGCUGGUGCCCGUAGUCCUGGCCCGUUUCAUCCUUCUGCCCCGCCUGCAUAUUAUAUACAGUAGCCUGGCAUUGAGGGUGGGGGGUGAGGGCUGUAUUUGUCCAAUGGUUGGAUGAGCAGAGUGGAGGUAGGGGCCUUUAAAUGGUGCUCGCUCCCCUUUCACACAUUGUGUGAGGAGAACGAGCAGGUGGUUAGAGAUGGUCACGGCAGCAGCCUCCGGGGUGUGGUCCUGAGGCCCGCACAUAGCAGGUACGGAGGUGGGACCUGUUUCCUACAAGCGCACGGUGGGCAGAGGCAGCUCUGGGGAAGCGUCACGGGCCAGCUGAGGCAAAGCCUGGGUGAGGAGGCUUUGGUGAGACUCUGGCCUGAGAGAGGCUGACCCAGGGUACCAGCAAGGGCAGGCGAACAGAAAUGUGACAGAGACGAGGAGAAAACCACAGUCAGGAGGGUCCCUCUGUGCCCUGAGAAGCCACUACGUGAGCCAUUCAGUGAAAUGUGUUUCUUAGGAAGUAACACAUGUUCCCCAAGCACAUCUAUAAACAAAAGCACUCAGAGCACAUUGGAAUGCUUGCCUGUGGGAACGUGGUGAAUGAGUGGGCAGAAAGGCCAAAUAAUCAGUGGGAGCGAGAUCGGAGCCAUGAAGCCUCAGUGUCGAAAUGUCAGGGAAAUGUAGCAAAGGAGAUGGCGAGGGAGGGCCUGUGGGGGAGGAGGAGAGUAGGGGUGUCCAUGAAAGCCAAGUGAAGACUGUUUCUAGGAUGAAGGAGGGGCCACCUGUGUGAGAUGGUCCUGAUGGGUUAGAUGCGUGAGGCCUCUGCCCAUUGACUUUCGCGCCUCGUGGAGGUCAUUGGUGACUUGGGAAAGGGCAAAGUCAUUAACAAUACAUGGUCACAUGGUAACCCUUUAGUAUCUCCCAUACAUUCUGAUUAGAGUUCAAGGGGCAUGACUAAGCUGUGACUGCCCCAUGUUCCUAUCCAUCACCCAUCAGUUUACCCUCACUCUGGGCUUCAUUCCCACCCCCAUUCCAGACUCCCUGUCUUCCAGACUCCUUGUCUUCUUUGGCUUCCCCAAAUAGGCCCAGCUAUUCCUGCCUCAGGACCUUUGCAUAUGACAUUCUCUCUGUGAUACUCUUCUCCAGCCUUUGAAUGGAUGUUCCAGCUCAUCCUGUAGGUUUCAGAUGAAAUUUCUCUGUUUCUGAAAGCCCAUUCCUUGAUAAGCUCCCUUUUCUAUUUUCAGUUUUUGGUUCAGUGUUUAACAAAAUGUAUAAAUAUGUAUUUCCUUGUUUAACCAUAAGAAUCUACGUAACUUAUAAUAAAUAACUUUAGCAAGGCUCCUGGAUGUAAAGUAAAUAUUGAAAAGUCAAUUGUAUGCAAAUAUCUACACUAAUAAAAGAGAAAGAUGCAAAUUAACCAUCA
This is a messenger RNA of Myotis myotis, 4804 nucleotides long. It is a transcript of the gene MAT1A, whose product is annotated as methionine adenosyltransferase 1A. NCBI's taxonomy places the organism in Eukaryota, Metazoa, Chordata, Mammalia, Chiroptera, Vespertilionidae. Gene Ontology annotation, molecular function: ATP binding; methionine adenosyltransferase activity. The transcript is spliced from 9 exons. The record is from RefSeq and is a predicted model, not a curated record. The coding region runs from base 198 to 1388 and encodes 396 amino acids. Gene Ontology annotation, cellular component: cytosol. Gene Ontology annotation, biological process: S-adenosylmethionine biosynthetic process.